AUGCGGUCCUUGGACAUUGCGGAGCUGGCAGAGCCGGAGGAGGUGGAGGUGAUGGAGCCCGAGGAGGACUUUGAGCAGUUCCUGCUCCCGGUCAUCAACAAGAUGCGCGAGGACAUUGCGGCGCUUACCUGCGAGCAUGGGAGAGCCUACCUGCAGAACGGGAGCAAGCUGUGGGAGAUGGACAGUAUGCUCGUCCAGAUCAAGACGCAGGUGGAGGCCUCAGAGGAGAGCGCGCUCAACCAUCUGCAGAAUGUGGACAAUGGAGUCGAGGGCAGAGGGACCAAAUGGUGCGAGAAGGCAGAGGAGAAGGCCAAGGAGAUCGCGAAGAUAGCAGAGAUGCUGCUGGAGCUGCUCUGGGGGAUAGAGAAGAGCGAGUCAUCCUGAAGGAGGGUCAGCGGUUUACAGCCAAUGGAUUCUGGUCAACUGAUGGAGAUUGGCUGACACUCUGGAGAAGCUGAAACCAGAGAGCCUUUUGUUUUCUCUUUUUUCUCUGUCUACGCUCUGUCCUCACUUACACCACGUUUCUGCUAUGGUCUGUGGUUAAUGACCUCAAUGUGAGUUUUGACUGUUAAAUGUUUUUC
Messenger RNA from Balaenoptera musculus (blue whale), 581 nucleotides. Its product is annotated as MORF4 family-associated protein 1-like. Bases 1 to 384 code for a protein of 127 amino acids. NCBI's taxonomy places the organism in Eukaryota, Metazoa, Chordata, Mammalia, Artiodactyla, Balaenopteridae. The record is from RefSeq and is a predicted model, not a curated record. The transcript has a single exon.